AUGGAUUUUGUAGACUUUAAUACUUUUGACAAGAGUAGUGAUGGUGACAGUCUAUUGCCACAGCCUCAACCGGCAUUGUCAUUGACUAACAUUGAGUCGUUAAGUAAACGAUUCACCUCCAAUUUGAAUACCAAUUUAUCAAGAAUAUUGAAAUCUGAUGGUAAACAAGACAAGUCACAAACUAUAAAUGAGAAUGAAAGAACUCAAGAUGAUUCUAUAGCUGAGAAAUAUGCUCAGAUGUCAUUGUCAUUACUAAGUAAGGAUAAACCUGUUGAUGAUUCUGUAGAAGUGGUGAAUAAAUCUGAUAGUCAAGUCCCUUCAACAAACACUUUGACAACGAGACUUUCUCGUGUGUUGAAUGAUUCCUUAAGCGAUUCUCAUAUCAGAGAGAUAUUUACCCAUUUGGAGGAGAAAGUCAUCAAUGAUGAUGAAUAUGUAACUGAAUUGAUUGAGCCUGGUGUGAUUGGAUCCAUGACUAGAAAGAAAUUACGUGGGAAAAUUGAGACUGAAUUAAUCAAGAAUCAAAGUUUAAUCCUUAAGGAAUAUGCCCCCUUAGUGAAACAAUUGAAAGCGAUUGAAUCAAGAUUAAAUAAGUUGAAUGAAUUGAAUAAAUCUACUAAUGAAAAGAUUAUUAAAAAUUAUCAAUUCUCAACUGAUUUUAAUAAUCAAAUUAAACAUUUAAUAGAUGAACAAAAAUUAAUUGGAUUAAAGAAGAGCUUAUUGAUAAGUUUUAAAGAUAAAUUUACAUUGAAUGAAUAUGAGGAGUUUAUAUUGACUUCAGGAGACCUCAAUGAAGAAUUCUUUACAGUUUUAUCAAAAGCUGAAACAAUCAAUGAAAAUUGUUCAAUCUUACUUUCGAUUGAUAAUCCACAGCUAGGGCUUAAAAUAAUUAACAAGAGCAAUCAUAUUAUAAAUAAAGCCAGAGAUAGAAUUGUCACCUAUACAAAUAAAACAUUGAGUAAUCUAUAUUCACUUAACCAAAAGUCGAGAUUGGUCAUCCUACAUCAAUGUUUCCGCUAUUUGAAAACUCAAUUCAACUAUUUCCUGUCCAUUGUUACUAUUUUCAGUGAAACUAGAUCAAAGCUGUUAGUCGAUGAAUUCUACAAACAAAUCCAAUGUGAUAUUGAUUCAAACCCUUCCAAAUCGGACUUAUCAAGACCCAUUUUCUUAUCGGCACAUGAUCCAGUUAGAUUCGUGGGUGAUUUAUUGGCAUAUGUCCAUUCAAUCGCUGUUAAUGAAUCUGAAACUAUGAAUAGCAUUUUUCUUCUUGACGAGAUUGAAGACCAAAAAGAACGUGAAGAGUUUAAGAGUAUUAUUCAAGAUGUUUUGGAUAAAAUCUUGAAAUCAUUGUCACGUCCCGUUAAGUCAAAAGUCGAAUCUAUUAUAUCUAGUGAAACCAAAUUAUCGAUUAUAUUCCAGAUUUUUAACUUGGUUGAGUUGUAUUCAUUCAUGUUUGAUAAACAAUUGAAAGAUGCUGGUAAUUUUGUGGAUACCGUUAAGAACUUAGUGAAAACAUGUCAAGACAGGAUCUUUAUGAUUAUUACCAAUAGAUUGGCGACAAUUAGAACUAGUAACUCGGCUCAAUUGGAAUUGAAUCUUGAUUUACAACCUCCAGAAUGGAUCAUUGAAUUUUAUGGUGAUAUUUUGCCGAUUGUUGAUCAAAUGACCACGGAAACUAUCUUAAAUCUACCAGAUGAAGAAAGUUCGAAAUUCUUGAAGUUAAUCGUGAAUGAACCAAUUGAAGUCUUUUAUCAACAUGUUAAGGAUAAUAAACUAUUCAGUAAUAAAUUGGAUUUAUUAAUCAUAAAACAAAAUUUCCUUGAUUUAAUUCUUACUAAAAUCAUACCGAUUAAUUUAUUGUCCAAUAAAGUUUUAGAAAUUAAUGAUAUGAUAGAUGGGUUGACUCAAGAAUUGAUUGAAUAUGAAUUGCAGAAUAUUUUAAAGAAUUGUAAUUUGUUGGAUUAUUAUAAUAUUAUAAACAUGAUUUGUCCUUUCACUGAUGAUUUCUUUGAAGUGUCAAUAUAUGAGCCAAUCAAAGAGAAUAAACUAUACUCUAUAGAUGGGUUUGUUAAAACUGAUGAAAUCUUGCAGAAUUAUUUACCUAAUGCCAUGAUCGAGAUCCAACAGGAAUUACUAAAGUUAAAUUCUCCAAUUGUGGUUAAUGAAGUUGUCAAUAGUUCAUUCAUUUCAUUGGUAAAAUUUUACAAUAAAUUAAAUAUCAUAAAUCAAGAAUAUCUUGAUUUCAAUUUCACUUGGUCUGAUUUUGAUUUGGCUACAUUAUUAGGUAUUGAAGAUGCAUACGUAAAGGAACUUGAGAAAUCUAUAUAG
This is a messenger RNA of Hemisphaericaspora subhashii, 2328 nucleotides long. Its product is annotated as Golgi transport complex subunit. Gene Ontology annotation, cellular component: COG complex. Lineage: Eukaryota; Fungi; Ascomycota; Pichiomycetes; Serinales; Debaryomycetaceae. The record is from RefSeq and is a predicted model, not a curated record. The transcript has a single exon. Gene Ontology annotation, biological process: intra-Golgi vesicle-mediated transport. The coding region runs from base 1 to 2328 and encodes 775 amino acids.